This is a messenger RNA of Scomber japonicus (chub mackerel), 852 nucleotides long. Its product is annotated as rho-related GTP-binding protein RhoU-like. Gene Ontology annotation, biological process: small GTPase-mediated signal transduction. Lineage: Eukaryota; Metazoa; Chordata; Actinopteri; Scombriformes; Scombridae. The coding region runs from base 1 to 852 and encodes 283 amino acids. The record is from RefSeq and is a predicted model, not a curated record. Gene Ontology annotation, molecular function: GTP binding; GTPase activity. The transcript is spliced from 4 exons.
AUGCUCCCUCAGGAUAUAGGGAAGCAGAAGCCCUGCCGUGUGUCGGACCCGGUGUGCGGAAGCGACUGUCCUCCGGUUCCGAAUCGGCGCGUGAAGAACCGGGAUUUCCCUCUGAACGUGAAGCGCAGGCGGUCCGGCUCCGCACCUGAGCGCAAGGUAAACUGCGUCCUGGUUGGAGACGGAGCAGUGGGCAAGACCAGCCUCAUCGUCAGCUACACCACUAAUGGAUACCCGACAGAAUAUGUUCCGACAGCGUUUGACAACUUUACUGUGAUGGUUGUUGUCGACGGAAAACCAGUGAGACUGCAGCUCUGUGACAUGGCUGGACAGAAAUGGGGGCUUGUUGAUGGAUCAAUCAAUGAUGAGCUGGAGCACAUCCGGCCGCUGUGCUACAAGAACGCUGAUGUCUUCCUCCUCUGCUACAGCGUGGUCCGGCCCUGCUCUUUCCGCAACCUGAUCAACAGGUGGGUGCCUGAGAUCCGUCAGCACUGUCCCGGUGCACCCCUGAUCCUAGUUGGCACCCAGGUGGACCUGAGGGAGGAUGUCCAGGUACUGAUCCACUUGGCUCAGAACCAGGAGCGACCAGUGGGCACAGAGGAAGGCCAGCAACUCACUCAGGAGCUCGGGGCAGUAAGCUUUGCUGAGUGCUCCGCACUGACCCAGAAGAACCUGAAGGACACUUUUGAUUCAGCCAUCUUGGCCAGCAUCCAGCAAAUGGACAUUAGCAGUGUCCAGCAGCCACAGAGGCUCACUCUGAGGAAGAAGACGCCUGAUAAGAUCAAGAGCCUCUCUAAGACUUGGUGGAAGAACAUCAACUGUCUGGUGGGAGAGCAGAGCUGUGAAUUCAAGUGA